AUGGAGGAUGAUCACCAGUUGACGCACUUCACUGAUCUAGUGACGCUAAAGCGUGAUGAAGGACACUUCACUCAAGUAAAGUUCGAAAUCUCUUCUCUCGUUGCAGACCACGAUGUUAUCCUUACUUACUGGUGGCUCAAAGAGCACACCCCUUCCAACUUCUUUGGCGGAGAUUCUUUGACCUUCGGCUCGGCGUACUGCCGCCAGAACUGCGUCAGGUCUACGUACUUGAGUCAGCAGGAUGCAGAACGAGCUACCUUCCAACGCAUGAUGAACCACAUCUUCGAUGUCCUAUUGGACGAAGGUGUUCUCGUCUAUGUUGACGACAUCCUUAUCUACUCCCGAACCAUGCCGGAACACGACCGUCUCGUUCGCGAGGUUCUCACCCGUCUCCAGAAACACAAACUAGCCGUCAACGCUGAAAAUUCUGUUUGGAACGUUGGUGAAGUCGAGUUCCUUGGGUACAUCAUCACCAGCCACUCAUUACCCAAGAACCAGUGGUCUUGGACUCCCGAGAUGCAGAGAGCCUUCGACAAACUGAAAGCAGUCUCUUGUGAAGCGCCCGUCCUCAUCCACGCCGACCCAACAAAGCCCUUUCACCUUUUUACCGACGCUUCCGACUACGCUCUGGGCGCCGUGCUUAACCAAGAGGGCGACGAUGGCCGACUUCAUCCUGUCGGGUACCACUCCCGCAAGAUGGCACCAGCUGAGAUCAACUACGUGAUCCACGACAAGGAACUGCUUGCCAUCGUUGAUGCGUUCAAGAAAUGGCGCCGUUAUCUUGAAGGCGCGCCCCACACGGCUCAGGUUUACUCAGACCACAACAACCUUCGGUACUUCCUCACCUCCAAAGUUCUCAACCGACGCCAGACCCGAUGGGCACAGGAACUCGCCGGAUACAACUUUGUCAUCAAUUACAUCCCCGGGAAGAAAAACAUCCCCGCAGACACUCUCUCAAGACGCGAACAAGAUCGCCCUGAAAAGGGGGGGAGUGAGGACCAGUCGAUCGCGACUGUCUCGGCCCUUGUGGCCCGCGGAAAGGCUGAUGAGAGCCUCUUCCGGGCUUCGCCCACUUCUUUUUGA
This is a messenger RNA of Thermochaetoides thermophila DSM 1495, 1083 nucleotides long. RefSeq lists its product as uncharacterized. The transcript has 3 exons. Bases 1 to 1083 code for a protein of 360 amino acids. Lineage: Eukaryota; Fungi; Ascomycota; Sordariomycetes; Sordariales; Chaetomiaceae. The record is from RefSeq and is a predicted model, not a curated record.